This is a messenger RNA of Leptopilina boulardi, 1365 nucleotides long. RefSeq lists its product as uncharacterized. NCBI's taxonomy places the organism in Eukaryota, Metazoa, Arthropoda, Insecta, Hymenoptera, Figitidae. The record is from RefSeq and is a predicted model, not a curated record. The coding region runs from base 115 to 1365 and encodes 416 amino acids. The transcript is spliced from 7 exons.
AUCGGCUUUUCUUGCAGCGAUUUUAACGAUUGUCAUUUUUUUUAAGUUUAUAUUUGUAGAUGUCAACGAAAGAUCAUUUUCAUUUUUCUCGUUAUAUUUGCGGCUUGUAUAAGGAUGUCCGAAUUGGAAGAAAAGUUAAGUAAUUCUAGUGUUAUCGUAGUGAAUAAAUUCAAAUAUUAUUUGUCGACAUCAAAUAAAUCUACAGCUUAUUGUGCUAUGAGAAGAAAAAAAUGCAAGGCAAAAGUAAAUCUCGAAGAUGGGAAAUGGCAAUGCGGACAGGAAAUACAUAACCACGAUGCUCCUGAAAAUGACUACGAGAUUCAAAAGAAGGCAGAAGAAGAGAUAUUACGAAUAUGCAAAACAUCAAGCGAGAGUUUUAAAACAAUUUUCGAUCAAGUUUGCGAAAGUGAAAAAGUCACCCUAUCUUUCAAUGGAUUAAGGCCUCGAAUGAUGAAAGCUAGGAUGGAAAAAUUUGAGACAGUUAAAACAAGCACUCAAUUCUUUCAAGCGCUGAAAUCUUCGGACACACACUGCAAGUCAAUUGCUCCAGGAGUCGAAAUUUUAAAGCUUUCAUCGAUCAAAAGCGAUGUUGAAACUUUAUACAUCGACGAUUCUUUUCAAUUGGAAUUCGAAAAGUUUGACGUAAAGUUCAUUAACUUUAUUAUUGAAGAUGCAGGAAAAGGUUUCAUAGUAUUUUGUGCAGUAAUCAUAUCACUGAGUGCGGCUAUUAUAAGAGAAAUAUUGAAAGAAAUUCUAUCAAUGCCAUUUAUGCAAAAUGUGAAGACAAUUGUGGGCCCUCACGAUUUGGACUUUAAAAGAAAUUGCCAAGAAAUGUCGUUAAACGUUUUUUACAAGCCUGGAUGGUAUCAUUUUCGACAGAUCAUGAAAGAGACUUUCAUCGAGAAUGAAUUUAAUUCGGACUCUGAUGAAAUUUUAACGGCAAGUUAUGUCAUUCCAUUAGUUCCAACCCAAAAUCUUUUUGAUGCUCAAGGAGAGUUUAUUAGCUGUACCGAAAAAUCGAAUGCGUACAGUAAAUUCUCUAACGACGUCAUAAAAAUAGUUUCUAAAAUUGGAUCUGAAAUAUGUAUUGUUUCUGACAAUGUGGUUACACACAAUAAUAUUUUUGAAAUCGCUGGAAAACAAUUUGAUUUAGUAAAAAAGAGCAAGUCUCCAGGACAAUUAAUCGAAACUCUUAACGACUUGAUGACGGAGCGACAAAAAACAAAAGUUAUAUCAGAAUUUUCUAAAAUAAUUGAAGAUACUAUUCACAAAUUACAGAACGUUCCGAGAUUGACCGUAAAAGCAGCAUUUAAACUUAUGCACGAUCAAGUUAAGAAAAGUUUUAAAUACACAAAACGUGAGUGA